GCAAGUUGCAAAGUCACUCCGCCAUACGCUGCUCGUAAAUCAGUCGAUGAGAACGCCGAUAAGGCGAUUGGCAUUUCGGAGGUUGUGGAUGUCGGACCAUCGUGCCCUGGACUCUGUGGAUAGGGGCCCGGAUGUGGGGGAUGCCCAUUUGUGGCAAGUGGACUUAUCGCAGCUGGACCACGCCUCUCCUGCCGCACGACUGUCGUGUGAUCGCUCUAUCCCAUCCUUGUCCUCGACCUCCAUCCUCCGAAUCUCUCGAACCGCUACUCUCUUAUUCCGCACUCGGCAGCAUAACAAUCUGAAUGCGCGGGCCUUCGUCGGAGCCUAGUCCAUCCGCUUCUUUGCUUCAAAGAUUGCUGCUCGCGAUCAAACUAGGUCCUUCUGCAUCCUUCAAACUUCUGCCAUCCACCAAAAUGUCCCCAACCGUAGGGCCGGAGAUAGUACCAGCAUCUACUUUGGGUCCUUACGGCCGGCCUGCUGUACCCAUGAGACGAUCUUCGACGUCUUCUCUCCAGAGUGAGGCCGACAAUGUGACCCUCGGCACAUCCCCAGCCUACUCUACCUCCUCAGUAUCCAUCCCGUUUAAGGACUGUGACGUCGACGUGGUCAGGGUCGAAGGGCUGCGGCAUUCAGGCAGGAGACUGGAAGCACGUCGUUACAAGUCGCCACACUUCGCCGCACAGCUGCUGCACAUACUUCACACCCUCCGCGUCCCUUCAUGGACGAACGUGGAAAUAACACUCGAUGACAUAGAAAUACACAAGGUGUCGGGAUCAAUGACGAAUGCGGUAUUCUUCGUGUCGUGUUCUCGAGUCGAGGGCACGCGUAUCCUCCUCCUUCGCAUCUAUGGACCUUCAUCUGGGGCGCUCAUCUCACGGCCCAAAGAACUGCAGACACUGCAUGUACUUUCGUCGAAGUAUCAUAUUGGUCCGCGUGUAUAUGGCACGUUCGAGAACGGCCGUGUGGAGGAGCAUUUCGAUGCAACGACGCUCACAGCCGAGGACCUGCGAGAUCCUCAAAUCAGCUCGUGGAUCGGAGCUCGCAUGGCCGAGCUCCAUGAUGUUGAUGUCCAAGAUGUCGAGGAAGCACGGGGCGAGGAUAGUCAUUGGGAUAUUGCGGCGAUGCAGAACGUCCAGUCGUGGCUCAUCUUCGCACGCGAGGUGCUAGCACUGCCCGGCGUAUCAGGGGACGUCCUCCGAGCUCUCGACCUGGACGCUUUCGAAAGCCAAUGGCGUCAAUAUGCGCACUGGCUGCAGGAGGUGGAGAGCGCUGAGGGUGUCAGCAGACGGGUUUUUGCACACAACGAUACCCAGUAUGGAAAUCUGCUGAGACUCAAGGCUCUCAAGGACGGCAUGCCCGAACAUCGGCAGAUCAUUGUCGUCGACUUCGAAUAUUCCGCUCCCAACGCCGCUGCAUUUGACAUCGCGAAUCACUUCCACGAAUGGACGGCCAACUACCAUUCGGAUGUGCCGCAUCAACUCAAACCGGUAUUGUAUCCCUCCAAAGACGAGCGCCGCAACUUCUACCGUUCUUACAUCACUCACACCCUCGCUACCGCCGACGCGCCCGCAUCUGUGUCAGACGAAGAACGGGACGAGGCAAUGGCUAGGCUGGAUCGUCAAGUUCGGGUGUGGAGCCCGGCAUCCCACGCGAUGUGGGCUGUGUGGGGUGUGGUCCAGGCUCGCGAGAUGGUAGAGAGCAAGGACGGCGAAUCAGAGUUUGACUACCUGGGCUACGCAGCUUGUCGAAUGGAGGGUUUCCGCAGAGAAGUCAGUGCGCUCGGUCUGUCGAUCUGAUGUGAUCAUGACGAAUUGCUGCUUUACGCCUGAAUAGAUUGCUUGUUCGUACAGUAGUACUAUAUGCCCUGGUCAGCGUUUCAUACCCAGUAUCCUAAGCACACGACACGACGAAUGCUACACGAUCUAUAGUUCCUGCAUACAUAUGUUAUGUCGUGUCGUUGCCGAAGACGAUGCUUCAUCUCACU
This is a messenger RNA of Rhodofomes roseus, 1984 nucleotides long. Its product is annotated as kinase-like protein. The transcript has 3 exons. Lineage: Eukaryota; Fungi; Basidiomycota; Agaricomycetes; Polyporales; Fomitopsidaceae. Gene Ontology annotation, cellular component: cytoplasm. Gene Ontology annotation, biological process: phosphatidylethanolamine biosynthetic process; phosphatidylcholine biosynthetic process. Bases 303 to 1796 code for a protein of 497 amino acids. Gene Ontology annotation, molecular function: choline kinase activity; ethanolamine kinase activity. The record is from RefSeq and is a predicted model, not a curated record.